Molecule: messenger RNA, 1532 nt
Organism: Scatophagus argus
Lineage: Eukaryota; Metazoa; Chordata; Actinopteri; Scatophagidae
Exons: 9
Coding region: 194-847 (217 amino acids)
Source: RefSeq, a predicted model, not a curated record
CAAACAGCACAUCAUCUCAGUGUUUGUUCAGGCUAUCAAAGAGCAAACGUGCAGCAGGAACAACCCACAACCCUCACACAGAGUAUCUGAACGUGAACUCACAGCUGUCUGCUCCAUGGACACAGGAGUCCGUCAGGAUGAUUAAACUGCUGCGUCGGUCCUCACCGAGCUCGACCUGAGAGAACAAGCAAUCAUGGCUACAGCUGGAGCGGAGGUCAUUGGCUCGUGGUUCCUGUGGUCAGGACCCGUCACUUUCUUCAUCCUCCUCCUCCUCCUCUCCAUCUUCCUCACAGCUCUCUGCAGUGACUGCAGGAGACAUUCAUUUGAGCUGCAAGAUUCUGAGGCCGACAAAACUCCCCCGAACCUCGUCAGGGUGGUGAAGCUGGAGGAGGCCAUGGGAGCCAGAGAGAAUCCAGCCAUUGACGACAUCCAAAAUGAUGAAGCUGCUGAAGUCUCCUUCACUCCCUGGAGGAGCCACUUGGGGGCGCCACAGAACCACGAAGGCGUUCAGACCAAUGGCAGCACAGUGAUGAAGACAACAAAGGAAAACGCUGUCCCGUUCACUCCGUGGAGGAGCCACCUGGGGGCGCCACAGAGCCACGAUCUGAACAGCUCCAUCGGGGGACAGCCGAGCAGCGGCGACAGCAACGCUGACGUGUCAUCACCGCCCACCAAUCCCGAGGCAGACGGGGACAGGAACGCAGUGUACGCUCAGGUCAGCAAGAAGGUGAGGCCGACCACGCCUCCAGUUCAUACACCUGAGGAGGACGAGGAGGACGAGGAGGACGAGGAGGACGAGGAGUCCUCGCCUCCACUGCCUGACAGGAAGCCUCAGCUGGAGGGAUGAUGACGGACAUGAGACAAAGUGUGACAGGACAGCAGCUGAACAGGAAACACCAACGAUGAUGGACGAUGAAAAACAACAGCGGACGAACGAGGGAGGAACAGAGGAUAAAUCAUGAAACAGAAGAUAAAAGAAAGAUGGCGUCUGUCCCAACGUUUUUCCAACAUUUAGCUCACAUUAUCCAUCAGAUUUCAGAUUCUCGUCCUUCCAGGCUUCCUCUGCGCUCUUAGAGCUGCAGCAAUGAUUCAUCACAGUCACCUUCAUCAAACAUGUCGUAUUAUUUAAAUAUUAUGUAAGGAACAUUGUGGUUGUGACUGUCAGAAACUCACCUGAACUCACCUGAAGGUGUGGGAAACACUGUGGCAACAUGCAGCCUGUUGUGCCUUCGACGAUGUUUGGUUCUGUAAAGGUUGUGUAAAGGUUGCGACGGGAGCCGAUGAGCACACUGACACUUCACAGAAGUUGUCAGUGUGCUUACUGAAAGCAGAAACUUUGUCCUGCUGGUGGAGAUUUGAGGGGCUCCCCUUCCUCUGAUCAGCCUGAUCACACCGGGACUUUUCUGUAAUAUAAGCUACACAGUUUUCAGAGGUCUCAUGACACAAUAUUGCUUCAUCAUGUGAACGUGGGUCAUCAGGUUUGUGAUUGGUGGAUGCAACUUCAGAAUAAAGUUGCAGCAUUCAGAAAAUCA